AUGAAUACUUUUGGAAUUAUAACCGCCUUGGCGGUGGUCUGUUUGAUUAAGGUAAGAUACAUAAUAAUAACACGUAAUUAAGUAGUUGAGCACGCUGUCCGGCAAAACUAAUUGUUUUCUUCAACCAGGUCGAAGCCUAUCCAUGCAAUCCAUGUUUACCUUAUAUUCCUACUAAUCUGAGUCCUGCUGCGUUGGCUUCCCUAUUAAAUCUUCUAAAAGCCCCGGUCCCCGCUGUGGCCAAUCUUUCUCCACUCCGGCUGCCCUGCACUCCUCCGGCGCCUGCUUCGACCGUGUCUACUACCCUGACCGUUCCGGCACCGGCAGCUCAAGUCAUCGCUCCGGGACCAGCACCAGGACCGCUAGUUAUUCAGUUACCUUCAAAAUCAUGCAGAUUACCUCCGGUCGUCAUUCCAGCCGGCCCGUCUCCAAAUCUGGUUGUGAAACUCAACCAAUGUCCGCCCAAGCCUCCCGUUAUCCUCCCUCAAGCAGCACCCGGCCCCAUUAUCAUCAAAGAAGGAGACGUGGUCAAAAAUCCGUGUUCCACGUUUGCUCCGGCACCCUCUGCACCAAAAAUAUUUUUCACUCUACCGACCCCGGCACAACCUCCUCCGGUAGUUUUACCACCUGCGCCACUACCACCUGUGUUCUACAAACCAGGGAAUUUUUUCCAAAAACCCGAUAUUGUUUAUCAAAGUCCAGUCGGACUACCACAAUUGUUUUUGAUUUCAUCCCCAUGUCCAUGCCCACCACCAUUGAUGCCACCUCCCGGUCCGUGCAACUUGCCGCCAGUUUUAGGACUAGCUCCUUGUCCUUGCAGCUGUUAA
Cinara cedri is the source of this 824-nucleotide messenger RNA. The record is from the annotation of a GenBank genome assembly. Lineage: Eukaryota; Metazoa; Arthropoda; Insecta; Hemiptera; Aphididae.